Molecule: messenger RNA, 2229 nt
Organism: Triticum turgidum subsp. durum (durum wheat)
Lineage: Eukaryota; Viridiplantae; Streptophyta; Magnoliopsida; Poales; Poaceae
Source: the annotation of a GenBank genome assembly
AUGGCGGGGGUUGGCGCCGGGACGGGGGCGUUGAGCUCCCUCCUCGGCAAGCUCACCACAUUGCUCAGCGACGAGUACACGCUGCUCAAGGGCGUACGCAAGGACAUCGCGUUCCUCGAGCGCGAGCUCCGCCGGAUGCAGAUCUUGGUGAACAUCCUGGCGGACAUGGAGAAGCUCGACAAGCUGGCCAAGGACUGGAAGGGCACCAUGCGGGACCUCAGCUACGACAUGGAAGACUGUAUCGACCGCUUCAUGGUCCGUCUCGGCAAGGGAGACGCCAAGCGUGGGUUCAUGAAGAGGACCGUGCGCCGGCUCAACACUAUUUUUGCUCGCCAUGGCAUCGGGACCCAGAUCAAGGAGCUCAAGGCCCGUGUUGUGGAGGAGAGCGAGCGGCGGCAGAGGUUAAAUCUCGACAACUUUGUUACAAGUACACCGAGGACCGUGGAGAUAGAUCCCCGGCUAGCCGCGUUCUAUGAGGAGGCCGAGGGGUUGGUGGCGAUGGAUGUCCCCAUGAACAAGGUUAUGGCCUGGUUGAUGGAGGAUAGCCUGGAGCGGAAGGUGGUGGCCAUUUUUGGAGGUGGGGGGUUGGGGAAGACGACCCUUGCCAUGGAGCUAAAUCGCAAGAUCAAAGGGUACUUUGAGUGCCGAGCUUCUGUGUCAGUGUCGCGCACCCUUGAUCUGGAGAAGCUCUUGAAAGAUGUCCUAUUUCAAAUCGACCCAGAUGCAUUUAGAGAAUGCAAGAAAUAUGCUUGGGACAAAGAGCAACUUAUCCCUGAAAUUGCACGGAUAUUGACAAGAAAGAGGUACUUCAUUAUUAUUGAUGAUGUUUGGAAAGAGGAAGACUGGAAAAUUAUCAAAGCAGCUUUUCCUAACAAUUGUAAUGGUAGCAGAAUAAUUGCUACCACACGCAUCACCAAUGUAGCUAGGUCAUGUUGUUCCAACUCUGGUGAUCAGCUUUAUCAAAUGCCAGUUCUGAAUGAUGUUGAUUCUAGGAGAUUAUUCUUAAAGAGAAUUUUCCAACACAACAACCCCUGCCCUCCCAAGCUAAAAACAGUUUCAGACAAGAUUUUGAAAAAAUGUGGUGGUCUGCCAUUGGCUAUCAUCACAAUUGCGAGUUUGCUAGCCAAUAAACCUCAUAAUGCAGAUGAAUGGGAGAAACUGGAAGAUUCCAUUGGUAAUGGUCUUUCAUAUGAGAAUGAUGGUGGUGGAACAGGGAUGAACGAUAUAUUGCUACUUAGUUAUUGGGACCUUCCACACCACCUGAAGACUUGUUUAUUAUACUUGUGCAUAUAUCCAGAAGACCAGCGUAUCAAUUGUGCAGAUUUGAAAUGGAAAUGGAUUGCGGAAGGAUUUAUUGCUGCACCAUGGGGAAACCUGUGUCAAGAAGCAGAGAAUUAUUUCAAUGAACUUGUCAAUAGAAAUAUGAUCCAGCCGGUUGAUGUUGGCCGUGAUGGCCUUGUACACUAUUGCCAGGUUCAUGAUAUGGUCCUUGACCUCAUAAUAUCUCUGUCGGAAGAAGAAAACUUUGCCACUGUUUUGAACAGACGUGUCUGCAAUUCUUUGCCAAGCAAGAUUCGUCGGCUGUCCAUGCAAUCUACUGGGAAAGGAAACAAAGGGGCAAUCCAUGCAGUCACAACAAGCAAGUUGCAUGUUCGCUCACUAAAUGUGUUUGGAGAAACGGAGCCGGUACCCCCACUUGUGGACUUCCAUUCCUUGCGAGUGUUGGAUUUUGAUAGCUGCAAUUGGCUGGAAAAGGAGCACAUAAAAAAUAUUGGAAGUUGUUCCCAGCUUAGGUAUUUGCGAAUUAGCGGCACACAAAUCACUGAGCUUCCUGGAGAAAUAGGGAAGCUGCAGUUCUUAGAAACUCUGGAUCUGCAGGGCUGUGGUGACCUUAUAACACUGCCAUCAACGAUGGUUCAGCUACAGAAACUGGCGCGCCUACUUAUUCACCACCACAUUUGGUUGCCUGCCGGUGUGAUUGGGAGCCUGCACGCCUUGGAGGAAAUAUCACAUAUCUAUCGAGUUGACAACCCAGUGAAAUUUGCGGAGGAGCUCAGGCACCUAACAAAACUGAGAAAGCUCUCUAUGAAUUGUUAUCCAGAUAUUUGCAGUGAUUAUCUAGAAAGAUAUUUGGAAGUUUUGCAAUCAUCUCUAAGUGAGUUGUGCAAAUUCAACCUUCGAUAUCUUCAUACCAGUGAGGAAAUAGGAGAUUAUCUGCCGGGGGGUUGA